Molecule: messenger RNA, 6857 nt
Organism: Leptopilina heterotoma
Lineage: Eukaryota; Metazoa; Arthropoda; Insecta; Hymenoptera; Figitidae
Gene: hlk
Exons: 28
Coding region: 94-5469 (1791 amino acids)
Source: RefSeq, a predicted model, not a curated record
CCUUUUGUAUAAUGACCAAGACUAAGACGGUGUCCGAAAAGCAAAUCGAAAAUAGCUCAGCGGCUGUUGCCGCGUUAAGUAGUUAGUGCGGCGAUGUCGACGACGAACGACGGUUCGACGGCACAGUGCGGGUGCCGGUGCGGAUGCUGUGGCAGAAGACAACAUCCUUUACCAAGGAUAACGACACUGCUGUUAAUUACGUUUUUGGUGUUAACACCAGUGGGUUGGUUAGGUAACGCGGGUGUUGGAUUCAGCGAUGCCGCAUUAUCAUCAUCGAGCUCCACCACAAGGGGAUUGAAACAGGAUCAGCAUGAGUCGUCACGAGGAGGAAGCCAUACACGAAGUGGUGGUGAUCAUGCACGAGCAUCAACUCAAAGGGAAGCUGAUCCAGUCAUCGAGGAAGUCACUGCUAAACAGCUCGAGCGACUCCUCAAUGACAAGGAUUUUGUCGCCGUUUAUUGGUAUGCCAGAAGUUGUACAACAUGCGAUAAGGUUCUUGCUGAAUUAGAGAAAAUAGACGAUGACACGGAUACAUUUGGAGUUGAUUUUGUCAAAAUCAACGACAAACGUUUGGCGAAACAGUAUGGCAUCAAGACAUUUCCCGCACUCACAUAUUUUAGGGAAAAAGAACCAAUUAUUUACGAAGGAGAUCUUAUGGACGAGGAAAAUGUUCUUGAGUUCUUGACGAGCUUGGAGGCCAUGGACUUACCCGACCGCAUCGAGGAAGUUAACUCGAAAAUUCUGGGGAAAAUUGUCGAAGAAACAGAUUUUGUAGCAGUUCUCUUCUGUCCUGAUUCGGAGCAUUGCGCUGGAGCUGGUUCCAACAAACCGGACUGUAAGAAGUGCGCAAAGGCCCUUCAGGAAUUGGAGAACAUCGAUGACGAGGCCGAUCAACUUGGUAUCGGAUUCGUUAAGAUUGCAGACGAACGACUCGCCGAGGAGUAUAAUCUCGGACAGCUUCCUGUUUUGGUCUACUACAGACAUCAAAUACCAAUUGUAUACGAACACGAACUAAGUCGAGAAGAAGACGUCCUGGAGUGGCUGGUUGCAAACAAGAGUACAGGUGACGAGGAAGACGUUAUUGAGGAUGUUACUGCAAAAACGCUCAACACACUCAUUGGAAAUAUCGACAAUCUGGUCGUACUCUUCUACGAUCAUGGUGAUGAGGAUUCAAUGCAAGUUCUUCAUGAACUCGAGAAGAUUGAUGAUGAUUGCGACAAGCAUGGUAUUCAGUUCGUUAAAAUUGAUGACGAUAAAGCGGCAAAAGAAUUUGGAAUCGAUUCAGUGCCUGCAAUUGUAUACUUUGAGAAACAAUUACCAAAUGUAUACGAUGGCGAUAUUGAGAAUGAAGAUGAAAUUCUUGAAUGGCUAUUGGCACAACUUGAAAAAGAUGAAAUUGAAGAUGUGACCGAUGAGAUGUUAGAUCGAUUAGUUAAGGAAGGAAAAACAUUGGCAGUUUUAUUCUAUGAUAAUAAUGACCGCAAAUCUCAAAGAGUUUUAAAUGAACUCGAAAAUAUUGAUGACGAGUGCGAUCAAUUGGAUAUAAUUUUCGUCAAAAUCGAUAAUCCUGAUGAGGCCAAGGAAUAUGGUAUUGAAAAAGUUCCCAGUUUACUUUAUUUUGAAAAAGGAAUACCAACGUUAUAUGAGGGUAAUUUAGAGGAGGAGGAAAAAGUACUCAAGUGGCUCGAACAUCAACAAAAAAGCGAUCAAAUUGAAGAUAUAACUGACGAAAUGCUAGACAUGGUAAUCGAAAAAAUGCCCCAUGUUGCUGUACUUUUCUAUGAUAAGGAUCAGAAGAAGAGUCAAAAAGUUUUAUCAGAAUUGGAAAAUAUUGACGAUGAUUGUGAUCAGCACAAUAUUGCAUUCGUUAAAAUAGACGACGAAGAUGAGGCAAAAGAAUACGGAAUUGAUGAAGUACCAACGCUCGUAUUUUUCGAAAGAAAAAUACCACAUAUUUAUGAAGGUGAUCUUAUGAAUGAGGAUCAACUUUUGGGUUGGUUGCUACAUCAGAAAAAACACAGUGAAAUUCCAGAGGUCACUGACGAAAUGAUGGAGAAACUGAUAGAAACAACUCCCUACCUGGCUGUGCUUUUUUAUGACAAAAACGACAAACAGGAUAUGAGAAUUUUGAACGAAAUGGAGAAUAUUGAUGAUGAAUUGGAAAAAGCUGGAAUUGUCAUUGUUCGAUUGGAUAACGAAGCUGAAGCCAAGGAAUAUGGUAUUGAUCAUCUGCCAACUUUGGUCUAUUUCGAGGGGAAGAUUCCAGCUAUUUAUGAAGGUGAUCUUCUCAAUGAAGACGAGGUGCUCAAGUGGUUGAUUGAGCAAAAAGAAUCAGCAACUAUUGAAGAAGUAACUGACGAAAUUCUAUCAGAUCUGAUUGAGGAGCACGAGUACGUCGUUGUAUUUUUCAGUGGUGAUUGUGAUGAUGGUGACGAGUGCGACAAAGUUCUGAAAGAAUUGGAAAAUAUUGAUGAUGAAUUGGACGAAACGGGAAUUGUUUUUGUCACCACUGAAGAUACGUCCCUAGCCAAGAAACAUGGAAUCAAAUCAUUUCCUACUCUCGCCUUCUUUAGAAACAAGGAACCUCUCAUAUUCAAAGGCGAUCUAGACGAUGAGGACGAGGUCCUAUCGUGGAUCACGGACGAAAACACUCUCGAAAUUCCGGGAAAAAUUGAGGAAGUGAAUAGUCGAAUGUUGGAGAAUAUUUUGGAGGAAAAUGAUUACGUUGUUGUAUUCUUCUACAAUGAGGGCGACAAGAAGAGUCAGAAGAUUCUUCAAGAAUUAGAGAACAUUGAUGAUGAAUGUGAGGAGAAGGAUAUUGAUUUUGUAAAAAUAUCAGACGAUGGAAUUGAGAAAGAAUACGAUUUACCGAGUCUACCAGCGUUGGCGUUUUAUAGGCACAAAUUUCGACAGAUAUACACUGGUGACAUGAUGCAUGAGGAGGCGAUAUUAGAAUGGGUUCUUGAACUUCGUACAUCAACGCCGGAUGUGAUCGAGAAUGUCGAUAGGAAAACUCUGCAGGUCCUCAUAAAUGAUGUCGAGCAUCUCGCUGUGUUUUUCUACGACGACAAGUGCGAGUCUUGCCCGGAGAUCUUGGAGGAGCUCGAGACCAUUGACGACGACACCGACAAGCAUGGUAUUCAAUUUGUCAAGUCAAAAGAUGCCAAGUUAGCCGCCGAGAUUGGUAUCUUCUCAUUUCCGGCUCUUGUGUACUAUGAGACCGGCGUUCCGAUUAUGUACGACGGAAAUUUACUUGACGAGGCGGAAGUAUUGGACUGGAUGGUGAGGCAAAAAAAUGACGCCAGCAUUGAAGAAAUCGAUCGGGACACUUUGACGAAGUACAUUGAAAUCAAGGAAUUCCUUGCAGUGAUAUUUUAUAAAGAGGAUGAUCCAGAAACGCCCAGAGUUUUGAGACACCUCGAAUUAAUUGAUGACGAAGCAUCAGAGUAUGGAAUAAAAAUUGUCCAAAUGAAAGAUCGUUUAAUGGCAAAAAAAUACGGUUAUAGAAAUCCACCCGGAAUUACUUACUUUCGAAAGGGUAAAUAUAUAAACUACGAUGGUGAAAUUGAUGACGAGGAGGAAAUAUUGGAUUGGCUUACAAAUCCCGAAAAUAUGGAACUCACCGAUCAUAUUGAGCGGAUCAAUCGUAAAAUGUUUCAUAAAAUUAGACAGUCAACGGACUAUCUCGCCGUUUUUUUCUAUAGUGACGACUGUAAACAAUGUAGUCGCGUUCUAUCCGAAAUUGAGCACAUUGACGAUGAUGCCGAUGGUGCUGGGAUUAAAUUUGUCAAAAUUGAUGACAAACAACUGGCCAAAGAUUAUGGCGUCUUUGCUCUACCUGGUAUUCUAUUCUUCAAAAUGGGCUCAAAGGAACCUGUAAUUUACGCUGGUGAUUUGUACGAGGAGGAACAAAUCUUACAGUGGCUGAUGAUCCAAAAGGAUCCAUCGAGUGAAGUGAUUGAGGCACUAGAGGGCGAGGAUUUACUUCAUCUCAUUCGAGAAUCGGAUUCAUUAGCGGUUUACUUCUGGAACAGAACACUUUGCGACAUGUGCCAAUCAAAAGUUUUCCGCAAGCAGAGGCGCCACAAGCAGGAACAGAAGUCUGAUGCUGAAACAAGUGAAGAUGUCAAUGAUAGCGACGAUUGUGAACAAUGCACUGGAAUUUUGGAGGAAUUGGAAAAUAUUGAUGAUGAUUGCGAUCGACAUGGUGUUCAUUUCGUUAAAACACAAGAUUACAAAAUAGCAGAAGAUUAUGGAGCUACCGAAUUUCCGGUAUUAGUAUACUUCAAGAAUCAAAUACCAAAUGUUUUCGAAGGCAGUUUGUCAGAGGAAGAGGAAGUACUUCAAUGGUUAAUUACCCAAAAAACUGAGGAUCGAAUAGAAUUGAUAACCAGAGUAAUGCUUGAAUCAUCAGUUGAGGACACUCAAUAUCUUGCUGUUUAUUUCUAUAAACAAAAUUGUCACAUAUGUGAUGAAAUAUUAGAAGGUUUAGAGCAAAUCGAUGAUGAAUGUGAUUUAUUCGGUAUUCAUGUUGUACGAAUACAAGAUCCACAACUUGCCAAGAGAUAUUCUAUUAAAACAUUCCCAGCUCUCGUAUAUUUUAGAAAUGGAAAUCCUCUUUUGUUCGAAGGAGAUCUGCAGAAUGAAAUGUCAGUACUUGAAUGGCUCUGCGAUGAUGAUGUUCGUGAAUUGAAGGACGAAAUCGAAGCAGUUAAUGCACGAAUGUUGGAACGUUUAUUAGACGAAUCACCAUUUCUUGCUGUCUUUUUCUUUGAGGAAGGUUGUCCCGAAUGCAACGAAAUAAUAGAAGCUUUAGAGAAAAUCGAUGGUGACGCUGAUUUAUUUGGAAUUGACUUUGUCAAAGUCUCAGAGUCUGAUGCAGCUGAAAAAUAUGGUAUUCUCAAUCUUCCGUCACUGGUUUACUUCCGUAAGAAGGAGCCGCUUAUUUACGAUGGCGACCUAACUCAGGAAGACAAAAUAUUGUCAUGGCUCACAUCACAAGAUGUUUUUGUCCUUAAAAAUGAAAUUGACGAAGUUAAUAAGAAAAUGUUGGAUAAACUAUUAGAUGAAAAUGAAUUUCUCGCCGUAUUUUUUUAUGAUCACGACAGUAAAGAGAGUGCCGCAGUGAAUGAGAAACUCGAAGAAAUUGACGAAGAAACAGAAAACUUAGAUAUCACUUUUGUGAAAAUGGCAGAUCCUCGAUAUGCCAGAAAAUGGGGAGUGACAAAACUUCCUGCCAUUGUGUAUUUCCGCAAACGUUUUCCCAGUAUUUAUCGAGGUGACAUUCACAACGAACAAGAUGUAUUGGAUUGGCUACGAAAAAACAGAUUCCGACAGCCUGAAUUAAAUAUCUAUAUGUACAUGCUGAUAGCUGUUGCUAUAUUAUUUGCAUUGUACACUGGAUUUCUACUUUCCUGUUUCCGUACAGAAUCACCGGCUUCAGCGGUGCAUCAUCAAAAACAGGCGUGAGCAAAAUGAUGGGAGCGCGGAGGUUUAUAUAAUAGACUCAAGUAACGACCGUAAGCUCCCAACAUCCAAAGCAACCUGGAGUUUAACGCAGAUCAAUCGAUCUGUGUACUUGAAUGCCGGAAUGCGACUUCGCAUCAAGUCAUGUGGUUAACAAACUCCAAAUUCCAGGCAUUUAAUGGUGAGAGAUGUGAACGCGGAGCACUGUCGCGCAAUUACUAUGAAUUCCACUUGAAGUUGCUGAGAAAGGCUUCAAAAUUUAGAAGCAAAAUUACACUAAUUAACAAAAUUUUUUUCAAAAGAAGAAAAAAAAUUAGAUCUUCAAAAAAAAUUUCUUUUUUCCAUCCACUGAUAUCAUUCAUUAUAUUCCAUAUAAAACAUUGAUUUUUCCUCAACAUAAAACAAUAUUUAAAUCACUGAAAUAUUAAUAAUAUAGUAGCUACAUUUUCCUUCUCCUAAAUACUUAACAAUAUCCAUGUAGCAUCAGAUUGUAAAUUCAAAAAUAUGAAAAUUUAAAACAGUCUUAUCUUCUAUAUUUUGUAUUUAUAGAAGAGAACGAGAAUCUGUUUAACUAUCAAUAAAUCAAAAUAUACUAUCUCAUAUACAUAUUAUUAAAAAAUGUUUGAAUAAAUCAGUAUAGAUACAUACAUAAUAGAGAAUAACGAAAGAAUAUUUUCAAAAAAUAAAUAUUUUUCACUUGAAAAGAAAUACGGCAAAAAAAAUUCCAUAACCGAGUUGACAGAAAUCUGCAUAGAUUAAAAUAAUUAUAUGAGAAUUGUAAAAACAGGAAUUUUUACAGAUUAAGUAUACGAUGAAUAGUCUAUCCAUAUUAAUAGUUUGUCCAUAUAGAAUCAAUUUUCAAUUAAUUUUUACAAUUAAAGUGUGUCAACCUAUUGUAUAUUGUACACCAAAUGAGUAUGAUUAGUUUAUCCUUUUCAGUCUACAAGAUUUUAUAAAAUUACCAUAAGAUUAAUUAUGUAUUGUACAAAACAGUAUGUAAUUUGAUAAAACGAAAUUCGAGCCAGUGUUAGGAACUAAUUAUUUUAAUAAUUUUUUUAUCAUAUUUGUAUUUUAGUUUGACCAAUAAUAUUCAUGUGCGAUGAUUUUACCUUCAAUACACUUUUAGUUGUGUGAUUAAUUUUUUUUCUGUGUAAAGUGCAUAAAUAAAAGGUGCUCGUGUAAAACAAAAACUGUAUAAUAAUGCACUAAAUUAAAUGACAAGAUUUUUUCUUGUACAAUAUUGCUCCAAAGAUAAUAGUUAUAUUAUGUGAAUGUCGUUUUUUGAUGUAAUAUGCACACAAAGUAUAUAGCAUUGACAUGGCGAAAAUUACUCGCUCAAAUUAUCUGUAUAAAUAAAUAAAUAAAUAAAUAUGUAUAUUCUGAGGAAAUUA